CGCCCAUCUUCUCAUCAGCCUGCAGCCUUUAUAAGGAACCACCUCCCGACAGCCAACGUCAGUCCGUCUGCUUCUCGUGGGAGUACCAUCAGCGCGACUUUCACCCUUGGUCAACCUGUGCAGUUCAUUCCAAACAUCAAGCCAAGCUCAUCCUUUCGGUCUUCUGCCCAAGCCAGGAACCAUCACGCCCGAACCUUCCAACGCCACUGGGACUAAAAUAAAACCUUCUUUCCUCAUUCAUCCUCCCGUCUCUGUCCUGCUUCUGGGUCCAGCCUCACUCAUCCUAACAAGGAGCUGCCCGCGUGCCAAACUUUUCCUGCUCCCUGAUUGGUGCGAUGGCGCGCGUGAGGGUGGGGUAAAGUUGGGGCUAAUUAGCAUGAGUCUGCAGCCAGAUAAAGGCCCCGGCAGCGUCACCUGAGGCCCCGGUGAGCUUCAGACCCCCGCAGAGAGCGCUGGUCCUUCGGGCUCUGGGUGGGAACGACACUUCCUCGCGGUCCGUGGGUCUUCUUCUCCUCCUUCUCCGCCGUGUCUAAGUUCGGAACUCCGGGUCCUUCAUGAGGCUGGAGGCCGCUGCCAGGAUGGACCUGUUCAGGAAGCUGUGGAGGGCGCGGAAGCUCAUCCUGGUGGUGUUGAUCCCGCUGUCCCUGCUUCCCCUGCCGCUCAUCCACCCCACCAGCGAAGCAUGCUGUGCGUACGUCUUGAUGGUGACGGCGGUCUACUGGGUGUCUGAGGCCGUUCCUCUGGGGGCGGCCGCCCUGGUCCCGGCCUUUCUCUACCCUCUCUUUGGUGUGCUGAAGUCCAGUGAGGUGGCUGCAGAAUACUGCAAGGACACCACUCUGCUGCUGAUGGGAGUCAUCUGCUUGGCAGCGUCCAUAGAGAAGUGGAACCUGCACAAACGCAUCGCCCUGCGCAUGGUGAUGAUCGCAGGAGCAAAGCCGGGCAUGUUGGUGCUGGGCUUCAUGUGCUGCACUGUGUUUCUGUCCAUGUGGCUCAGCAACACAUCCACCACCGCCAUGGUGAUGCCCAUAGCAGAGGCUGUCCUUCAACAGCUGAUCUGCACCGGUCUGGCCGACGGCCACGAAGACUCUGAAACCAUGGACGCCCCAGAGGAAGACAGCGUUGUGUCAAGCAAAGAAGAGAACCUGGACAAGAACCAGUUGGAGCUGUUCUAUCAAAAUGACAGGAAUACCUGCGCUAAAGAUGAGCUUUGUUCACUCAGUGAGGGUCAGAGUUGUGAGGUGAAUGGUUUUGGCCUGCAGCCAGUUCCAAACCAGACGUUUGUGCAUCAAGUCAACGGUCACCUGCCGCAGAUAGCCGUUGAGAUCCCAAAUUUGAAGCGGGUCAAAGCCAGGCGGGACUCCCAGUACCCCACCAAGAGGGAUCAUAUGAUCUGUAAAUGCCUGUCGCUGAGCAUCACGUACGCUGCCACCAUUGGUGGCCUCAUCACCAUCACCGGCACUUCAACCAACCUCAUCUUUGCCGAACAGUUUAACACUCGAUAUCCAGAAGCGAAGGUGAUCAACUUUGGCACAUGGUUCAUCUUCAGCUUCCCCAUCGCCAUCAUCAUGCUGGUGCUCACCUGGCUGUGGCUGCACUUCCUCUUCCUCGGCUGCAACUUCAGAGAAACCUGCUCGCUGAGUAAGAAACGCAAGACCAGGAGGGAGAUGAUGUCAGAGAGGAGGAUCCACGAGGAGUACGAGAAACUGGGUCCCAUCAGCUACCCGGAGGUGGUGACGGGUGUUUUCUUCAUCCUGAUGACUCUGCUGUGGUUCACCAGGGAGCCCGGCUUUGUUCCUGGAUGGACUUCUCUCUUUGAAAAGAAGGGAUACAGGACUGACGCCACAGUAUCCGUGCUGCUGGGCUUCCUGCUCUUCCUCAUUCCCGCCAGGCGACCCUUCUCUUCAUCCAGCUGCAGAAACCCAGAUGAAAGUUCCGGGUCGGAUCCACUCGCCCCCAUGAUCACCUGGAAGGACUUCCAGAGACUGAUGCCGUGGGAGAUCGUCAUCCUGGUGGGGGGAGGCUACGCGCUGGCAGCCGGCUGCAAGGUGUCGGGCCUGUCGAUGUGGAUCGGCAGACAGCUGGAGCCCAUGAGCGGCCUCCCCCCCUGGGCCGUCACCCUGCUGGCCUGCCUGCUGGUGUCGGCGGUCACGGAGUUCGCCUCCAACCCGGCGACUCUCACCGUCUUCCUGCCCAUCCUGUCUGCACUGUCGGAGACCCUCCUCAUCAACCCGCUCCACACUCUCAUCCCGUCCACCAUGUGCGUGUCCUUCGGGGUCAUGCUCCCGGUGGGGAACCCCCCCAACGCCAUCGUCUUCAGCUACGGCCACGUGAAGAUCAGCGACAUGGUGAAAGCCGGCUUCGGGGUCAACCUGAUCGGCGUGGCGGUGGUGAUGCUGGCCAUCACCACCUGGGGGGUCCCCCUCUUUAACCUGACCGAGUUCCCCGUCUGGGCCAUGGCCCGCAACGUCACCGGGAGCUUAUAACCGCCUGGGAUUUAGGCGGGGAAGGGGGGGUGACGGCUAAACGACAGGAAGGACAGGAAACAUCCGUCCUGUUGCUGAGCGACACCGGAGGAACCGGUGGCGGGUUUUUAGGACGGCUGCGGAGCAAACACACACACACAGGUUCGAAUCCCAAUGAAUCUUUCGUGACAAUCCAAGAUCUUUUCCUGUCUUUUCUGCGCCAGGAUUCCGUUUUCAGCAGAUCCUCAGAGGACCUGGAGCCUCAGGAAGCUUUUCCUCUGCUUUUAUUGUGAAGGUCAUGCCGCUGUGUUCAGAGAACCUGUGAUCAGUGCAGACCCAAAAACUGAAGGGUUUUCCACGGACAGAACCGAACCGUGGGCUCAAAUCAGGAUCGGCUUAAAGUCAACGUUUUAAACUCCUAAGGACGCUUUGGAAACUUAUAAGAAAUGUUUAAAUCAAAUAAAAAUAUCAUGUUUUUUCAGCUUUUCUUUCCUUCACGUUCAGUUUUCAAUUUACAGUUUUAAUUCAGAGAUUUUCUUUUUGGAGUUGAAACUAUGAAGCCCGAUGGUCAUGAGUGACAACAGGGGACAUGGUGACGUCAUCGUGUCGCAUUCAGGUCAACUCCAAAAUGUCUGAAAUAAGAGCCGUCAAUCAAGUGAAGAGGGACAUAUUUAAACAACACAGCAGCUGCGUCUCAUUCUGACACUACAAAAUGUAUUUUGUUAAAUCAAGUUGAAUAUUUUUAAAUGUACACAUUUAAGUUAAAAUAUUUCUCAGAAAUUUGAAGUGUUUUUUCAAAUUUUACAUUUUUACUUUGAGUUCACAAAAUUGUGUGUUUUACAUUUUUCAAUAUUUCUUAUAAGUUUACAAACUAUUUUCUUAAAAAACUUUCCGUCUGUCUUUUUGUCGGUUUUUCUUCAUCCGGUCCUGAUUUGACCCUCGUACCGAUUUGUUUUCCCGCUCAAUCCGUUCCUUUUCCUGUCUUGCUGCCAUCAGUAGAAAUCGUGCCGUCUCUACAUUUUUGAAAGAUUCCAGCUUCCAGACGAAACGCCGCAGUAAAGACGCCGCCGUAGGAACCUCUGGAAUUCAGCCCCGACUGCUGGAAUGUAAAAGAUGUACUUUAUAUUUUUACACAAGGUCAACCGUUAGAGUGAUUCUUUUUUUUUAUAAUAUAGAAAUUCAUGGAUGUUUGUAAUUUAUUCUCUUCUGCUGCCGUCUCCUUCGUCCAGCCGGGUGGUACGGCGGUGACCUUUGACCCAGAGGCUAUGUUUCUCUGUAAAUACGCACAAGUGUGUGACAUAAAGUCUUUUCUUUGAUGAGAUGUACGGCUAUAAUUGUGACUUCUGCUACGUUCGUAUUCAGAGUGACGAAGAUUUCAACAAUAAAAACAAUCCAACCCUCCGA
Messenger RNA from Oryzias latipes (Japanese medaka), 3866 nucleotides. RefSeq names its product solute carrier family 13 member 4 (gene slc13a4). Gene Ontology annotation, biological process: transmembrane transport. The record is from RefSeq and is a predicted model, not a curated record. Gene Ontology annotation, cellular component: plasma membrane. Gene Ontology annotation, molecular function: transmembrane transporter activity. NCBI's taxonomy places the organism in Eukaryota, Metazoa, Chordata, Actinopteri, Beloniformes, Adrianichthyidae.